AUGCAGCCCGCGCUAGUUCGGCAAAUCUCCACGAGUUCCAAGUGUUCUGGGUGGGUGCAUAAAUGGCCAAAGUUCAAACGAUGGCAAGAAUUGGAGAAGGAAUAUGUGGAACACGUGAAAGACAAGCAAAAACAACAAAAUUUCAUAAAACUACCCACCGGGAUGUAUAUCACGCCAGAAAGACCGGAUGAUUGUGAGUUCUAGUUUUGGUUUUGAUUGCAGAAAAGGUUUUCAUGAUUUUCAGUGGCUCCCAAAAAGAAUGUUGCUGAUAUGACGAGAAGAGAGACUGGCGCAUUGCCAAUGGAACUUCUAACCUGGCACACACAAAUGAGAUAUGUUGACCAUUCAAUCGAUAAUAUUAGGCGAUACCGAAGAUACCGGAAUUUUCAACAUAUGCAGUAUGAUCAGCGAGUUAUAGCUGAGAGACUAUUAUUUUUGGGUCCAGACCUAGCCGCUGCUCAUUUUCUAGUCCACCGUGGAGCCGCUGUCAAAUUCAUCGGCGAUGAUAAUUGGUAUAAAAAGGAUAAAUUCAACAGAUACAGUUUACCCGGUAGAAAAGUUGAAAAUCUUUUCAUCGAAGCUAUCGACGCUUCAGGAACUCAGAUAAUGUUCGAAGGCCUUGAAAACCUUCAAGAUUUAUCGAAACUUCGAUUGCUCAGAUUAGCAAAUUGUGAAUAUAUUGAUGAUUGGUGUUUGGGAAGAAUUGGUGGACUUAUGCCAAAUUUGGAGAUGUUAGAUUUAUCCGGUUGUCAAAGGAUAUCUGCAAAAGGCUUGAUGGGCUUGAAAAUGAUGAAGGAUUUGAAAUAUUUGAGGCUUGAAGGAUUGGCAUUUAGAGAUUUGGGAAAAGCUGCGUUAUUACUAGAAGAAACCUUACCUAAAGUUAAGGUUAUUGGAGUGGAUUUUGAAGAAGAGUUCAAAAUUCUUGAGCAUGAAAAUCGAUUGUUGGAGAAUCCGAAUGUUGUUCAGGAUGCGAGAGGAAAUGCGUUUUUAGAGGACGAGAAUUCCAGAUUAUUCUUAGUUAUGUCAACUUCUAGUGAUAAAGCGGUUACGGAUGAUAAUGAUAAUCCGAUUAUGACUUCUACAGUUAGAAGGUGCGGAAAAAUGACGAUUUUCAGCCAAAAUUACCGAGUUUUGGCUGAAAAUCGGUGUUGUUAUACGAAAUUUCAUGCCGGAACCUGGAAAUUUCAGCGAAAUUUUAGAAUUUCGCUGAAAUUUUCAGGUUCUCGCGCAGGGAAUGUUCUAGAGUGGAUUUUUAUGAUUUUUGAGUUUCAAAACUUGGAAAAUCAUGAAAAUUCCUCCCAGAACCUAAAUUUUCACGAGAUUCCAUGCCUGAAUCUGAAAAAUUCAGCAAAAUCUUGAUUUUUUGCUGAAAUUUUCGGGUUCUCGCGCAGGGAAAUCUAUCGCCGAUUUUUUUUUGUGCCGAAACCAUGUUCUAGAGUGGAUUUUUAUGAUUUUUCAGUUUGAAAAGCUGAAAAAUCAUGAAAAUUCCUCCCAGAACCUAAAUUUUCACGAGAUUUCAUGCCUGAAUCUGAAAAUUUCAGUCAAAAAUCGCAUUUUGGCUGAAAUUUUCGGGUUCUCGCGCAGGGGAACCUAUCGCCGAUUUUUUUUGUGCCAAAAUCAUGUUCUAGAGUGGAUUUUUAUGAUUUUUUGGGUUAAAAACCUGAAAAAUCAUGAAAUUUCGCCCCGGGACCUAGUUUUAAUGAAAUUCCAUGCCUGAACCCGAAAAUUUCAGUCAAAAAUCGCAUUUUUGCUGAAAUUUUCGGGUUCUCGCGCAUGGGAACCUAUCGUCAAUUUUUCCAGAGAAAUCCCGAAAAUCGACGAUGCGGAAUUCGAGAAAAUCAACGCGUUGAGCGGCGGAAAACUUCGACAUUUGUUGGUUGGCUCGCCGAGCGGCUAUGAAUGGAAUGAGACGGUGAGAAUUUGAAAUUCUGAAAAUUUUGAGCCCAAACAUGCCCAAGUUUGGGCUCAAAAUGCUCCAGCCAAAAACAACCUAAAUUUAAUUCCAGACCGAAAAAAUUCUGGAACACGAAGCUCUCCUCAACUCCCGUGACAAUAUAAAAACCGAUCCAAAAAUGUUGCCAGCCUCAAAAAGGCCCAAAUUCCAGCUGUCCGAGCCGCCCGAAAAAUCCAAACUCGAAGAGGCGAAAAAUCGAUUUUUUGCCGAAUUUUCGCAAGAUCAAGAGGAAAAUCUGAAACUUUUGAAGCGGGUAAAUUAG
Caenorhabditis angaria is the source of this 2216-nucleotide messenger RNA. NCBI's taxonomy places the organism in Eukaryota, Metazoa, Nematoda, Chromadorea, Rhabditida, Rhabditidae. The record is from the annotation of a GenBank genome assembly.